CUCCGCUAUAACGUCUUAUAUGGGUUAACCGUCAAAUAAGAACAUUUGUAUAGCAGUGUUGUGUUGCUGUUUUACGUUAACCUCGCUUCUUCUAGAUUCUAAAUUGAUAGGCUGUGUUGUGUGCCUCAGUUUGACAAGCCAUUUCAUGCCGGGCUAAGGGGCUCAAGUAGGCAGUCUAUAAAUUGAACAUUGCCUAUAUACUCCCGCACGUUCAUUUCAUUUACGUUGGUCUCAGUAGGCAACCUCCCUGAAAGCGUGGAUACUUGGGGAGCUAUGCUUAGAGGGGAGCACAAGAGUUUGUCCUCCGGGCACAGUGGACAAAAGUGAACUGUAGCUGCACGGAACUCGGUGCCGGCGGUUGUGGCUCCUCUCCGCCGUAUAGGAGAAAGACGUAAAACGGAUUCACAUUGUCUCCAGUUUGAGAUCAUUUUCCAAACGGAAACCAUCUGUCGGGCUUCAGCAACAAGAAAUUAUUUGGGUGUUCAGGGAUAUUACUACCUUCAUUAUCUACCGCACCCUCCUCGUUCGUAAAUCCCAGUCAUUUCGGAGUUCGUUCCACCGUGAAGCGAGCCGCACCACAUGCCUUCAAUGCUUUUGGUUGUUGCAAGCUUUUAGUUCGGCUCUUCGGGAAAGCAUGGUGAAUGAGAGGUCUCUUGUCGAGUCCAGAAGAAAAAACGUCUGACAAUCAGUUCUUUUUAUAAUGGUGUUACAACCAGAUAACAAUAUUUUCAACAUCCGAAGAUUCCUUAUUUUUUCCUCUUUCACGUAAUUCUGAACCUCUCCGCUAUAACCGCUCUGCUUUGGGACAUUUCUUUUUUAGUUGAACAUGCCUCUGGUGAAAGUUAUGAGUUCUCCAACGAAGGGACUGCUCUACGGCUUUUACAGCACUGUACAGUAGACGAGCACGGAGAGUGGAAGCAGUGUAACUCGAGGCGGGGUUAAAGUUCAGCUCUAUGGAGCGGUGAAGCGUUGGUUGCAGUUCGCAGAGUUGGAAAUGUGAAAGCAAGAAGCAGGCUUUAUUUUUCCCUCUCCCUUCUCUCUCUCCUUUUUUCUUUUCACACACACGGACUCAGCCAUCACGCAUACACGGGCACACACGGACACACACCCACACACAUACAUCACACAUACACACAUACACACACACCAUCACACACAUAAACACGCAGACCCGUUACAGUAACCCAAACACACACACAUACAUAUACCCUCCAAAUCCAAGAUUACAUACAUCAGACAUGUAUUCUCCGCUAUGCCUAACACAGGAUGAAUUCCAUCCUUUCAUCGAAGCUCUGCUGCCCCACGUGCGAGCGUUUGCCUACACAUGGUUCAACCUGCAGGCCCGCAAGAGAAAGUACUUCAAAAAGCACGAGAAGCGCAUGUCUAAGGAAGAGGAGCGCGCAGUGAAGGACGAGCUGCUCAGCGAGAAGCCUGAGGUCAAGCAGAAGUGGGCGUCGAGGCUCCUCGCCAAGCUCCGCAAGGACAUCCGGCCGGAGUUCCGGGAGGAUUUUGUGCUCACUGUCACUGGGAAGAAACCCCCGUGCUGUGUCCUGUCCAACCCUGACCAGAAGGGCAAGAUGAGGAGGAUCGACUGCCUGCGCCAGGCAGACAAAGUCUGGAGGUUGGACCUGGUCAUGGUGAUUUUAUUCAAAGGUAUUCCCCUCGAAAGUACUGACGGCGAAAGACUAGUAAAGUCUCCACAGUGCUCGAACCCAGGACUUUGUGUGCAGCCCCAUCACAUUGGAGUUUCUGUAAAGGAGCUCGACCUCUACUUGGCCUACUUUGUACACUCAGAUGCUGGCCAGUCAGACAGUCCUACCCAGCAGAGUGAGUCUGAUAUCAAGGACCAGUCUGAGAACGGACAUCUCGGCUUCCAGGACAGCUUCGUCACAUCGGGGGUCUUCAGUGUGGCCGAGCUGGUCCGAGUCUCGCAGACCCCGAUCGCAGCAGGGACGGGCCCUAACUUCUCACUGGCGGACAUAGACAGUUCCUCCUAUUACAGCAUGAGCCCUGGGGCCAUGAGGCGCCCCCUACCCAGCACCUCCUCCAGCAGCUCAGCCAAGAGAAUCAAGUGUAUGGAGGACGAGGUUGACAGUCCAGGAGAGGAGUCGUACUACCCAGGCCAAGGCCGUUCCCCAGGAAGCAGCAGCCAGGCCAGCAGCUGGCAUGAAGUGGAACCAGCUGGAUAUAAACUGCGUGGCUCGCUAGCUAGUUCGUUCAUCUCAAGACAAGGGAUGCCAUCGCCCAGCACAUUAAAGAAGUCAGAGAAGUUUGGUUUCAGCAGCACGGUUGUGCCUUCGCAGACCACCUCCUCCUCCCCCCGAACGGCAUUCACACACCAUCAUCGGCCUGUCAUCACAGGACCUAGAGCGAGUCCCCACGCCACGCCGUCAAGCCUCCACUUCCCCACAUCUCCCAUCAUCCAACAGCCCGGCUCCUACUUCUCCCACCCGGCCAUCCGCUACCAUCCCCAGGAGACCCUCAAGGAGUUUGUCCAACUUGUCUGCCCCGACUCCGGCCAGCAAGGAGGACAGGUGGGCUUCCUUAACAAGUAUGCAGACAUACCAUGGGGGAAAUACUGUGCAUACCCAUAUGACAGUCCCAGUGUAGUGAGGAGUGGUCCAGGAGGAAGCACUGCUGUGGAGCCCAAUGGGAGCAGUCAGGGGAAGGUCCACAACCCCUUCCUACCCACCCCCAUGCUGCCCCCUCCGCCCCCACCCCCCAUGGCGCGCCCCGUGCCCCUGCCCGUGCCAGACUCCAAACCUCCCUCCACCUCCACAGAGGGAGGGGGCAACUCCCCCACCUCACCAACCUAUUCCACACCAAGCACGUCCCCAGCUCAGCGCUUCGUCAGUGUGGGCCCCCGGGACCCCAGCUUUGUAAAUAUCCCUCAGCAGCCUCAGUGGUACCUGGGUUAAGGGUUCCGGACUCCCUCACCGCUCGCUGGACACAUCGCUGGAUCCCCUAAUUCUCCUGAGUGCAACCCGACCAGAACCGACACCCAAACCCAGAGAGAAACCCAACAACCCCCACCACCCCUGCGUCUCACCCAGUCUGUCACCGUUCCCCCCCAACCCCGGUGCCUGAGAGACUAGAGCAUCAGCAUGGCUACAACAGACCCCACCUCCCACCCCUGAAAACAAGAGGAGCGCUACUUAGACCCAGGCUAUAUAUCUAUAUAUAGUGAAUCUAUAUUCCCCUUCACAUGGUUGGUGUAUAUGGUUAUAUUCAUAUAGAGUUCCAGUCCCCUCCAACUGUCUUUUGGAAAUGCUAGCUGGAGCUCCAGAGAGAGAGAGAGAUAGCCUAUAUCUACUGGGAAAGUGCACGUCCUUCCCGUUUUAUUUUCCUUGUUGACCCCCUUUGCCUCAGUGGAGGAAUCAUCAUCUGACUAUAUCAAAGAGCUUCCCUCGAACCUUUCAUUGCCGUCGCUGACCUUUGGAGAAGGUCCAGCAGCCGUGGAAGGAACAGAGAGCUAGGCUUCCCUUCUUAGAUUAUGUGCAGUCCAUGUACGCAUCAGAUGUGUCUGUAGCUUUGGUGGCUUCACACAUCACCAAACCAGGAGAAGAUCGAAGCUCUUGUUUCUUGUCUUUCUUUGCCCCCCCCCCCCCCCCCACACAUUUUAUCCUUCCAGACUCUGUUGAGUUUGUUGGAGGUUUUUGCCCUGGGAUCAGUGGCUCAUGGAUGUGGAAGUUUCAUCUGUGUCCGAUACCAACCAGUUAAUACUCCUCACUGGGACGCCCCGACCCCACCCUUACGCCAACCUUACCCCACACCUACCCUAAGGAGGGACGCUCGCCACGGUCAUGCCAAGACGCUGAAGGUCUUCACCUGGCCACAGGGCUGUUCCAGGGACAUAUAGCUGUGCAAAUGGAAGCCCGUACAGAGAAGAACCAACCACACCACACUAAGAACUCUUGGGGCAGGGGACGAGAGAGGGGUUCGGCUAUUGAUGUUUAAUAUCGGUCUAUCGGGUGACAAUUUGGAACUGGUAAAAGGCUGCAACGUGAAGUAUUUUAAUGAGAGGCUUGUAAGAAAAGAACUUCUGACUGGGAGGCUUGUUCAUGUUUCAUUUUUGUAUAGAGCUCAUUUCAGUUGUUUCCGAUCAACCCACAAACUAACGGUCUGUACGAUGCUAUACAAUGCAAAAGGGCAUGUAGGUCUGUAACUCUACAAUCUGACGAGAUGGGAUACAUCCAUGACUAAUGUGAACAGUGGAAUAUUGAAUUGAGGAAAGUGCAAUGCUGGAUAGUGAUUGGAUAGUUGAAUAUCUUUGUAAGAUAGGUCGUUGAAACAAUUGUUGAAAAGUAUAUAUAUUUUUCUUCCUAGUCCGUUCACACCUCUGGGACUCUAAAAUAUUGGGGUACAAAAAAAGUUAAAUAGAACAAUAGCCUUGUGAGAGAAUAAGGAGAGCUGUCUUUAGUUUGGUUGUUUUCUAUUUGUUUAUCUUGUAAAUUUGUUAGUAUUGUAGAACAAAACAUCCCUUUAAGAAAUAUCUGAAUUUCAAACAAUCAGUUUUAAAGCAUUUCUUGCAGCUUUGAAUCAAUACUUCUAAAACGCAGUUAACUUAUUUUGAGGAAAGCACAUGAUUUUAAAUAUCAAAGCGGUGGUUCAAAUUUAACUUUCUCCUGAGGUAAAAUCAUAUAAUGCAAACCAAUUUCUUAGAGUAAUAAAUAUGUUUUCUCCACAAAUAAUAUUUUACAGGCGUCAAAGUUCCGGUUUGCCUGUUUGAUUGGCCAGGCUUUCUGUAGGUCUUGUCCAAUAAAAAGCACUUAUUCCUGAAAUUGGCUGAUGGGCUGGGACUAACCAGGGGUGGGAGUUGAGCGAGCCAGAGAAAAGGCAGAGGGACUCUUUCUGUGAGCGUUUGUGUUGCACGUUGAUAUUUACAUCAAGGCAAGAUCGCAUCCAGACAGUGAAGCUGGUCAGUCGCUUCGCAUGCAACUUACCAUUUUAUUGAAGUUUUGUUUAGUUUUGUUUGUUUUUCCUAUACUAUACAUACUAUAUAUAUAUAUAAAUAUAAAUAUAUAUACACACUCUUACGACCGACUCAUCCACCGUCGAUCAAAACUGAAUAAAAGUAUUAAAAAAUGUUUUUAAAAAAAAUCUGCAUGUUCUAGUGUUAGUGACACAUUUUUACAUAGAUUAUGUAGUUAGUGAAUAAAGACACAAUAUUGUAAUCUCAACAUCAGGCACUUGCCAAUAGACUAUAUUUGUUUGGCCCCUCAAGAGAGGCUUUUUGUACUGCUGUCCUUCACAAUCAACCAGCUGAACGUCUUUCAGACUCUUCUUCGCUUCUCAUCAUUUCUGAACAGUUUUUCCUCUAUUUCGUUCCCUCUUGAAAUGAUAAAUUCUCGUUUUUUUCCCUCAAAGUAUAUAUUCCGUUUGUAUGUCCUCGAAUUGCACGAAACAAUUGUUCCUCAUCAAUGUGCCUUGAGCGAUGGUCUAGCCCCGAGUUGUUGCACAAUGUUACAAUGUGGAGGGUUUCAUUUCUUCUUUAGAUUCCUUUUUUUUUCUGCCCCGCCUCCCAUUGUGUAGGGAACUGGAGUGAUCAACGUUGUAAUACUGAUAAGGAACAUUCAUUAUUAUGACAUAGCUGGUUAUAAGAAUCAGUAUUAAGUUUGCCAUUUGAAGACAGCUCAGGCCUGUAUGACAGUGCUUUUCUCACAAAGAGGUAACAUCGAGCUGCUGUCCGUGUGUACACGACUGUAAACACUAUCUCCGUCUGGUACUGCUGUUCUACUAGGCCAGAGUCAAUCUCCCCAAUACGACCCCUCGUUCUUAGUCGUUCAGUGAAUAGAAAUAGAGCUCUUAGGUGCUGUGUAUCCUGUAGAUAGCUUAGUUGACCCCCAAACCCUUCACCCCUUUUUGGGUUGAGAAUACAAGUCUAUUGAUAUUUAUGGAUGUUGCUGCAAUAUCUAAAUGGAAUCUACUUUUUUUGGAGUCCUACUAUUUCCGUUUCUUUCUUUUUGGUUCCCAGAAAUGAAUAAUGAGAAAAAAAUAUGCAAUAUCUGCUUGCACUCAUGUAGACAUACACUAGUUUUUUUUGUUGUCAUUUUUCUGUGAUCUUUUUCUUUUAACCAAAGUUGGCUGUGGGUUGGUGAUUGGUCCAUUUGGCAAACCCAGUCCAGGAGAAAAAGGUGCUCGGGUAUUCUACUUCUUUUGAUUUUGACACAUUAAAUGACCACAAAAUAUAUUUUGGUUCAACUUUUUUCUUUUUGGUCACAAGCAAGCCUUAAACAAGUCAAACUUACUCUCCAUCAUGAAAUUCACAUUUUCAACAGACUAAAAAAUAUGAAGUCCAACAAUAACAAAGUUACACUUUCUAUAUCCUCCAUUUCGACAGACUUCCAAUUUCCAUGUUUUAAUUGUUUACCUGUUUAUCUGUUUAUCACAUAUAUCGUUUUUUUAACAACAUUUUGAGUAUGGGAAGCCUUCUCCAAGUUGUCCGAUAAGAGGGUUUAGUAGUGACACUUGCCUGGGUUGUGUUUUCUUUAGUGUGACAGUUUUGUUUUGUCUUUGUUCUUGCCUAUUCUUUAGCCAUGAGUUGGGCAUUACAUUCUUAAUUAUCUGCACUAAAUAUGAAAUAAAUGACAAUAGUGAGAAUUAUUGAGAAAAAAACGGCUUCCAGGGCUUAUAAAAAAAGCGAAGGGAAAAAAAACAAUUGCACGGACAUUUUUGUCACAAAACCUCUGUGAACAGCCUAGCAUCUAAUCAGCAAGAUUUGGCUGUGUGUGUAAGAUACAACAAAAUUGCACCCUUUUUAAAGAAAGAAAAAAAGAAAAAAAUGAUAAAAGCAAUAGUUUGGGCAGUCUAUUUUUUGUUCUUGUGCUGUGUGUAAUUUAGUUCUGGGUACAGGAGUGGAGUGAAGAAGUGAUGACAAAGGAAUACCUUAAAAAGAGAAGAAAGCUAUGGAACUAGCUGGGCCGAAAGGCCAGACUUUGGGAGAGAUGUUGUUUGUAUGUUGUAUAGUUUUAUUAAUUACACUGAUUUUAAAGCUGCCCUAUUUUAUAAUGCAGGACUUUUGUAACAUUGAUUAAAUGAGGAAAAACUAGUGUUGUGAAUUUUCUGAUUGUUUGUAUUAAGGCCACAUUAAUAGAAAUGGUUUGUUUGUUUCUCCGGGAACUGGAUUUAAGUUAAAAACGUUCCUGUUCCUAUUUUUCCCUUUUUAUUUUGUAUGUAUUUAAGGACUUUUUCUUCUUUUGAUGGUAUAGCAUAUUCCUAUACUUAAAAAGUAUAGGGUGUUGAGGUGAAAAGCCCAUUGUAAAUGGAUGUUACAGUAUGCUAAAUGUGUUGAAGGUUAUGUGUUGCAUCAGUGUUGAUGAAGCUAAAUCUAGGCAAUUCUGAGGAAAUUGGUAAUAAAAGAGAGCGUUUUUUUAUGCAU
Esox lucius (northern pike) is the source of this 7378-nucleotide messenger RNA. RefSeq names its product nuclear factor I/A (gene nfia). Gene Ontology annotation, biological process: regulation of transcription by RNA polymerase II. The record is from RefSeq and is a predicted model, not a curated record. Gene Ontology annotation, molecular function: RNA polymerase II cis-regulatory region sequence-specific DNA binding; DNA-binding transcription factor activity, RNA polymerase II-specific. Bases 1239 to 2918 code for a protein of 559 amino acids. NCBI's taxonomy places the organism in Eukaryota, Metazoa, Chordata, Actinopteri, Esociformes, Esocidae. Gene Ontology annotation, cellular component: nucleus. The transcript has 13 exons.